Molecule: messenger RNA, 554 nt
Organism: Aspergillus aculeatinus CBS 121060
Lineage: Eukaryota; Fungi; Ascomycota; Eurotiomycetes; Eurotiales; Aspergillaceae
Product: transcription initiation factor IIA subunit gamma
Exons: 3
Coding region: 139-474 (111 amino acids)
Biological process (GO): transcription initiation at RNA polymerase II promoter; RNA polymerase II preinitiation complex assembly
Cellular component (GO): transcription factor TFIIA complex
Molecular function (GO): TBP-class protein binding; RNA polymerase II general transcription initiation factor activity
Source: RefSeq, a predicted model, not a curated record
UCCAACUCCACCAGCUGACAAAACCGACCGAUAAUAACCCCCUUCACGUUCCCCGAUCUCAGCCCACACCACGAAAAAUCCCGAUUACUCUGUUUACAAUCACCUCGACCUCUGCAGCCAGCCAAAGAAGCGAGAACGAUGAGCGCCCAGGCAUACUACGAGCUCUACCGCGGGAGCAGCAUCGGCCUCUCCCUCACGGACACCCUGGACGACCUGAUCAACGAGGGCCGGAUCGAGCCCCAACUCGCCAUGAAGAUCCUCUCCACCUUCGACCGCAUCGUCACCGAGGUGUUAGCGGAUAAGGUGCGCGCGAGGUUGACUUUCAAGGGCCACCUCGACACCUACCGAUUCUGCGAUGAGGUCUGGACCUUCCUGAUCAAGGACGUGACGUUCAAGCUGGACAACCAGACCACCGUGUCGGCGGACAAGGUGAAGAUUGUGAGCUGUAACAGCAAGCGGCCUGGGGAGGUUUAGGUGGUGCUGUGGCAGGGGUUUAUUUGGUUUCAGGUUUCUUUUAUGCACUCGGCUGGGUUGUCUCUUUUUUUUUCCCUUCU